CAGUACUGAAACCCUACAGUACAGUACAGUUCCAGCAAUGGCGAAACCCAUAGUCAACGCUCUUCUUCUGUUCUUCUUCAUCAUCUCCCUUUCAUGGCGGCAAAUCGACGGCCAGCAAAAAACCUGGCAAGAUGCUUUUAAGGUGUUAGGAAUCUCAUGGAACAAAGACGGCACCUCUUUGAACCGGACCAUCCAGAUUCCGAUGGUUGACCCGACUCCGUACGACGACGGCACCACCACACCCGCCCCGAUUGCACUCUCGCAGGACAUCCAGCUCACCGCCUCCUCCAAAGCCUACGUCCGCCUCUACAUUCCGACGAACCCACCGAAGAACAAGAAGCUCCCCUUGAUCAUCUACUUCCACGGCGGCGACUUCGUCCUCUUCAGCGCCACCACCGUCAUCUUCCACAACUUCUGCAACGACAUCGCAUCCCAGCUCCCCGCCGUCGUCGUCUCCGUCGAGUACCGCCUCGCCCCGGAGAACCGCCUCCCCGCCGCCUACGAGGACGCCGUCAACGCCUUAAUCUGGGUCAAGAACCAGUCCCUCGAGAUCGGCGGCCGUGACCCGUGGCUGGAGUACGCCGACUUCAAAAACGUCCACCUCCUCGGCAGCAGCGCCGGCGCCAACAUCGCCUACAACGCCGCCCUCCGGGCGUUCGAUCUCAACCUCCACCCUCUCCAGAUCAAAGGCCUCCUCCUGAACCAGGCCUUCUUCGGCGGCGUGCAGAGGACCCAGUCGGAGCUCCGGCUGAAGGACGACCCGUACGUUGCUCUGUACGUGAACGACGUGCUCUGGACACUAGCCCUCCCGAAAAACGCGGGCCGGAACCACGAGUACUGCAACCCGGUUAUAUUCCAAAAGUGUAUGGGUCGGAUCUACGAUCUGCCGAAGGUGUACGUAAAAGGCGACUACGGCGACCCGUUAGUUGACCGGUCGGUUCAGUUGGUCCAGUUCUUGAAGAAGUGUAAUGUGAAGGUUUAUUCCCGGUUCAAGCAAGGCGGGUUUCAUGGGAUUGAGCUGCAGAACAAGGCGGAGGCGCAGCUGCUGUAUAAUGACAUCAAGUGGUUCGUCAACGAUGUACCCGCCGCCGCCGGAAUUCGGGAGAAGAUGCCGGUUGGGGUUUCUUAUUCCGGCCAUGCUUCCGAGUGAUGAUGAUGACGUAAUCUAAUUUGUUCUUUUUUUUUUUGUUCUUUCCUUUUUUAGAAUAUGGAUAAGGUUGUACGCGGUGCAGUUUUGUUUGUACUUUGCUAUCUUGAGGGAAACCAAGAUAUUAUCAAUAAAUUAAUUAGUUGAAG
This is a messenger RNA of Erythranthe guttata (spotted monkey flower), 1296 nucleotides long. Its product is annotated as 3-O-acetylpapaveroxine carboxylesterase CXE2. The record is from RefSeq and is a predicted model, not a curated record. Gene Ontology annotation, molecular function: hydrolase activity. Lineage: Eukaryota; Viridiplantae; Streptophyta; Magnoliopsida; Lamiales; Phrymaceae.